AUGCAGGAGCUGGGCUGUGUUUUCAAAGAAGCCUUUGCCAAUCUGGACACUAAGAGAGCAGCUGCCUGUAAACUGGCCACUCUCAACCAAACCACAACCACCUCCAAGUACAUCACAGAGUUCCAUAAUCUCAUUGCAGAAUCAGACUGGAACAAGGGGGCCUACAUUGUGCAGUUCACACAAGGCCUCCACUGGAAAGUUAAGGAACUGUUAUUGAUCAAAGAUAACAUUCCUGACAAACUCAAAGCAAUCUUUGCUGCAACCAUCAAGAUAGAUAACACAUGCCAAGAAAACAAGGAGAACUGUCCAAAGAAGGUGCCCAAGGCCCUGGUCACUGCAACCACCACAACCACCACCACCCACAGGGUCCAACUAUCCAAGGACCCAAAUUACAUCACCCCCAAAGAACAGGAUUGUUGCCACACAGCAGGCCUGUGUGUCAAAUGCAGCCAAAAAGGGCAUGGUAUCAAACAGUGCCCAAAUGGCUGGAAAGCCACAAUCAAGGAGGCUGCCAGAGCUGGGGAGGUUGUUGAGUUGGAAAAAGAAUGA
Rhizoctonia solani is the source of this 549-nucleotide messenger RNA. Its product is annotated as Retrotransposon-derived protein PEG10. Gene Ontology annotation, molecular function: zinc ion binding; nucleic acid binding. Lineage: Eukaryota; Fungi; Basidiomycota; Agaricomycetes; Cantharellales; Ceratobasidiaceae. The coding region runs from base 1 to 549 and encodes 182 amino acids. The transcript has a single exon. The record is from RefSeq and is a predicted model, not a curated record.